This is a messenger RNA of Dictyostelium purpureum, 1104 nucleotides long. RefSeq lists its product as uncharacterized. Lineage: Eukaryota; Evosea; Eumycetozoa; Dictyosteliales; Dictyosteliaceae. The transcript has 5 exons. Bases 343 to 1104 code for a protein of 253 amino acids. The record is from RefSeq and is a predicted model, not a curated record.
UUUGUUAUAUUUUUUAUUUUUUAUUUUUUUAUCCAAUAUAUUUGUUUAUGUAUAUCUUUUUAUUUUUUUCUUUAGAUAGUUUUGUUUAAAUAUAUAUCUUGUACAUUUAUUAAAUAAAAAAUAGAUAUUAUUUUUGUAAAUUAAAAACAAAAACAAAACCUUUUUUUUUUGUCCGAUUAUACACAUAUUUAAAUUUAAAUAUAUUAAAUCAUUGACUAAAUAUCUUUUUUUUUAAAAUAAAACAUUUAUAAAUAAUAUACAUAUAUAAAUAUACACACAUACACAUACACAUACACAUAUAUAAAUAAUAAUCAUUUCAAAUAUAUAAAUAUAUAAAUAAAAAUGUUAAGAAGUGUUAUUAUUAUUACAGGUAAAGGUACUUUGUUAUUUGAAAAAAUAUGGGUAUCAAGUACCCAAAUGGUAGGUAAAGGAAAUAUGUUUUCAUCACUUUUAACUACUGUACAAGAAUUUUCAAAACAAAGUACCGGUAUGUUUGUAUCAUAUAUUGAAUUUGGUGAAUCUGCAAUUACAAUUGUUUAUGAUGAAAAAACACUUUUAAGAUGUUGUUUAUUCCACGAUGUUGCAGAUGGAUCAGAGUUUGGUAAACUUAUUGCAAAUUCAUUAUUAAGAGGAUUUAUAGAAUUAUUUAGCGAUGUUGAUUUUAUUCAUACAACUGUACAUAAUGCUUCAAAAUUUAGUAGUUUUUCAAAUAAAAUUUAUGACGCAAUUUCAAAUUCACCCAAAUCAAUCGUUUUACAAUUAAGAUUAAAUAGAGGUAUUCAAAACUCGAUCGUCGUUUAUAAUGAUGGUAAAUCAAUUUCAUCAGGUGGAGCAGAAGAUCAAUUAGGUAUGACAGCAAAUCUUCAAGCAAUGUUAUCCUUUUCAAAUGAUUUAUUGUUAUCAAAAGGUGAUAGACCAAAAGAAAUAAUUUUAGAUACCAAUAAUAGCAAUGUAAUAAUAUCUAGAGUUGGACCUGCAUCAUUAAUUUGUAUUUGUAAAAAAAAUAAAGAUCCAUCAGUUUAUCAAAAUUCAAUUUAUGAAGCUGUUGUUUUAUUAGAUAAAGUAUUUUUAUUGUUAUCCUAUUUACAAGGUGGAUUAAGAUAA